CAUGAGAGGCCCACCGUGAAGCCAGCAAGGCCGUGCUCUGGCACAGCAGCUCCGUGAAUCCCCUCACGCCCUCCUGAACCAGAUAUUCACUGAAAUUUCCAAAGUGCCCACAAGUGGAGCCUGCCCUCCCCAGCAGAAAAGAAAUUGCAGUUAUGUAUCAGAUGAUAAGCUCCAACAACACAACAUGGUGAGGAGGAUAAGCAGCAAGUUAAAGAAGGCCUGCAGGGAGAAGCAGGUUACCCAGGAGACUGGAUACAGAGAUUUUUGUGACUAGAAGACUGCUCCAUAUGCUCAAUGUGCAGGGGCUGAAGGAAACUAGCUAAUAUAGCAUGGGGUCUGGGGACGAUGACGACUCUCACACGGCAGGACCUUAACUUUGGGCAAGUUGUUGCAGAUGUUCUUUCAGAAUUCCUGGAAGUGGCUGUUCACCUCAUCUUGUAUGUCAGAGAAGUUUACCCUAUUGGGAUCUUUCAGAAGAGGAAAAAAUACAAUGUACCUGUCCAGAUGUCCUGCCACCCAGAGCUGAACCAGUACAUCCAGGACACGCUGCACUGUGUAAAGCCGCUGCUGGAGAAGAACGAUGUGGAGAAAGUUGUGGUUGUAAUUCUGGAUAAAGAGCACCACCCCGUGGAGAGAUUUGUCUUUGAGAUCACCCAGCCACCUCUUCUUUCCAUUAGUUCCGAGUCCCUGCUGUCCCACGUGGAGCAGUUACUGCGUGCCUUCAUCCUGAAAAUCAGCGUGUGCGAUGCUGUGCUGGACAACAACCCCCCAGGUUGCACCUUCACAGUUCUGGUUCACACACGGGAGGCUGCCACACGCAACAUGGAAAAGAUCCAGGUGAUAAAGGAUUUCCCUUGGAUCCUCGCUGAUGAGCAAGAUGUGCAUAUGCACGACCCCCGGCUUAUUCCCCUGAAAACCAUGACAUCUGACAUCUUAAAGAUGCAGCUCUAUGUAGAAGAGCGAGCUCACAAAGGCACCUGAUUUCAAAUCUUCCUUGCCUUCAAGUUUCACCUGAUCUUCCUGUGGAGUAACAUCUGUCACAAACUGCAUCUUGAUAACCAUCUCUUCAGCUGGCCUUCUGGGUGAAUGUAGAGCAGCUGCUGCCUCUUUAUUUCAAGUGCUCUUACCACUGCAUAAAGAACUGACUUGGAAUGGGGAGCCAGAGCCUGUUCCCAUCUUGACGUGUGUGAGAGUACAGGUGUUGAUACAGUGCGUCCCUGGGGAGUCAGUGCUUUAUUUCCAGUCCAGUUCUCACCUGAAAAGGGCAGCUCCAUUGCACACAGGCAGUGACAGACAGCUGGGAGCUGUCACACAAUCCAUGAGAGCAACGUUUGCUAAGGGGGAGCGAGGCCUUAUGUACUGUCUGUCCACUGUGACCAUCCCAAGUAGUCUUCAAUAAAUACCAAGUUUUACCCCAGUUAAACUGGGCUGAGUUCUGUCAAAACCAGGCUCCCUUCUUCAGUGAGGAAGUAUUUUUAUUUUCUAUGAAGCUUCUACUGCUU
Vidua macroura (Pin-tailed whydah) is the source of this 1502-nucleotide messenger RNA. RefSeq names its product mitotic arrest deficient 2 like 2 (gene MAD2L2). The transcript has 12 exons. Gene Ontology annotation, cellular component: zeta DNA polymerase complex. The record is from RefSeq and is a predicted model, not a curated record. The coding region runs from base 346 to 981 and encodes 211 amino acids. NCBI's taxonomy places the organism in Eukaryota, Metazoa, Chordata, Aves, Passeriformes, Viduidae.